AGUGAAACCCUCCCUUAGAGGUGAGAGCGCAGAUGUCAUGAGAAAAACGGCCACACGACCAGAGCGCACCGAUCCACGCACCGCCCGACCUCAGCCCGCCGGUGUGGGAUGCCUUUAGCGCAGAGACGCUUCUUCUUAGGGCAGCCAGUGGACGCUGACGCACGUCAUUUACGCUCUCUUCGCUCUUGUUAUUGUUGAUUUUGAAAAAAACGAGGAUCUUUCCCUCCGCAGCCCCCUUUUCUUUAAGUGUUUAUGUUUGUUUCUUCAUGACUGCUGUUUUGGGAAGCGAGCCCCAGCACCAGCUCCAGCAACGCCAUCACCAUGCGAGCCCAAAUCGAAGUUAUACCAUGUAAAAUCUGUGGAGACAAGUCAUCAGGUAUCCACUAUGGAGUCAUUACAUGUGAGGGAUGUAAGGGUUUCUUCAGACGAAGUCAGCAGAACAAUGCCUCCUACUCCUGCCCCCGCCAGAGGAACUGCCUCAUCGACAGAACAAACCGCAACCGCUGCCAACACUGCCGCCUGCAGAAAUGUCUCGCCCUGGGAAUGUCCAGAGACGCUGUCAAGUUUGGCCGCAUGUCCAAGAAGCAACGUGAUAGCCUGUACGCUGAGGUCCAGAAGCACCAGGCACGGCUGCAGGAGCAGCGGCAACAGCAGACCGGCGAGGCUGAAGCUCUGGCACGCGUUUACUCAUCCAGCCUAACCAACGGACUGUCCACUCUCAAUCAUGAAAUAGGGGGCACGUAUGCCAACGGUCAUGUCAUAGAGCUACCCAAAAAUGGCCAUGGUAACGGAGGUGGUGUUCCAGGGGGCUACUAUGGGAUGGAUUCCACCCAGCCGUCUCCAGACCAGUCAGGUCUGGACAUGUCAGGCAUGAAGCACAUCAAGCAGGAGCCAGUUUAUGAUCUAACGCCAGUACCCAACCUCUUCAGCUAUGGAGGCUACCAGGACAGUCAGCUUGGGUCCAAUAACGUCAGCAUGGGAGAGCUGGAUCGUAUUGCUCAGAAUAUUAUCAAGUCGCACUUGGAAACAUGUCAGUACACGACGGAGGAGCUACAGCAGCUAGCCUGGCAGACGCAUUCCUACGAAGAGGUCAAAAUGUACCAGAGCAAGCCCCGGGAUGUGCUGUGGCAGCAGUGUGCCAUCCAAAUCACUCAUGCAAUCCAGUACGUGGUAGAGUUCGCCAAGCGCAUCUCAGGGUUCAUGGAGCUGUGCCAGAACGACCAGAUCCUCCUCCUCAAGUCAGGUUGUUUGGAGGUGGUGUUGGUGCGGAUGUGCAGAGCCUUCAACCCUCUAAACAAUACUGUGCUCUUUGAGGGAAAGUAUGGAGGCAUGCAGAUGUUCAAAGCUCUAGGUUGCGAUGACUUAGUAAGUGCGGUGUUCGACUUUGCCAAGAGUUUGUGUUCACUGCAGCUAACAGAGGAGGAAAUAGCCCUCUUCUCAGCAGCUGUCCUAAUUUCCACAGAUCGACCCUGGCUGAUGGAGCCUCGAAAAGUUCAGAAGCUCCAGGAGAAGAUUUAUUUUGCUCUGCAGCACAUUAUGCAGAAGAACCACAUGGAUGAGGAUGCACUGGCUAAGCUGAUCAGCCGAAUCCCGACGUUGUCAGCUCUGUGCACGCUCCAUACCGAGGAGCUUCAGGCGUUCCAGCAACUCCACCCAGAAACCGUCAACGUCCUUUUCCCUCCGCUCUACAAAGAACUCUUUAAUCCAGACCCAAAUUCCGCUAUGGCCAUGCCCAAGUGACUGCCUACGGUUCAAAUGCAAAAACAGCAACAGCAAAAGACCAAGAAAUUGAGUUUAUUUCACAUUACAAGACAUCAGUGGCCAUGUUGACUGUGUCAUCACUGUGGCAGCAGCAUAUUUCAGAGCUCCCCCAGGCUCGUUUCAGGCUAGCAGGUGAGGAUUCAUCUGCUAGAAACGUGGCGUUACCGCCAACAAUACUAGGAAUGUCCAGCACUUAUCCCGUCCUGUUCACCGAUACAGUCUGAAGAAUGUAUAUAUAAAUUAAAUGUGCCCCAAGCCACAACCUGUGGGGCUUCCACCUGUGUCCUGAACUGACUGACCAGAAAUGUACAGACUUUAAAACAUCUAGGAACAAUUUUUGGGAAAAAAGAGUGCAAGUUAAAUUGGUUUAACUUUGCAAAAAAAAAAAAAAUUUAUUUGUCUAUGUUUUUCCACAUAAGGAAAUUGUGAAGUUGAAGAAGUUGGAUGGGGGAGGGAGCUGUGGAUUUAGAGAAGCUACUGUAGAUACUCUUCUAGUGGAGAACGGAUUCCAGUAUUACUACUUCUUCUGUUAAAAAUAAGUUAGUUCUAAUUUAAAUAUACAGCAGUCCACCGCGGCUGACUUUA
Messenger RNA from Cololabis saira (Pacific saury), 2346 nucleotides. It is a transcript of the gene rorb, whose product is annotated as RAR-related orphan receptor B. Gene Ontology annotation, cellular component: nucleus. The transcript has 10 exons. Gene Ontology annotation, biological process: regulation of transcription by RNA polymerase II. The record is from RefSeq and is a predicted model, not a curated record. Lineage: Eukaryota; Metazoa; Chordata; Actinopteri; Beloniformes; Belonidae. Gene Ontology annotation, molecular function: RNA polymerase II cis-regulatory region sequence-specific DNA binding; zinc ion binding; nuclear receptor activity. Bases 322 to 1740 code for a protein of 472 amino acids.